GUAAAGCACAUUUCAAAGUUUUCUUCAAAAAUGUCAAAUGAUUCACAAGAGAUCUACCACUCGUUGUGGAUUUCUGAGGUUUUUCAUGAUUUCCCACAUUUGGAUUUCCACUUUAAUAAUGUGAAUAACUCAUUUAAUCCAGCUUUAUCAAGUUACAAACAGGCAUUGGUGUUCUGGGGUUUAUCUCCAGUUGUCCUCUGUAUACUGCUAUGGCUGGUGUUUCUUGUGUACUUCAUUUUCACUUGGUGCUGUCCGGAAAAUGACAACAAAGUCAAGAUUUCUUCAUGCCCGAAGAUUUGUACCUUUGUGCUUGUUAUUCUAGGAGUAGGUCUAAUAGGAUUUGGAUUAUAUGAGAAUGAGAAUGGCCAUCGUGCUAUUGACACCGCAAAGUUGGCUGCUACAGAUGGCUCGAACAGCAUUAAAACUGCUUCUUUAAGGAUAAAGACUUUGGAUGGUAUAGCAAUAGAUGUUUCACAACGAAUAGUAAGCGAAUUACGGUUAGCUGUGUCAAAUAUUACAAAUGAAACAGUUCGUGCCUCAGCAAAUGAAUCUAUUGCUAACAUAAACGCAGAAGCUACAAAUGCUCACAUCUUGAUUGAAUCUAUAGAUAUAAAAGAUGAAAGUAAGGAAAUGGACAAGGCAAUAAAUAUUGCAAAUGAUGUUGAGUAUUACAGAUGGGUGAUUACAAUAAUUUUAUAUGGCAUUGUGGUGUUGCUUUUUGUCAUCACUGUAGUAGGGAUAUUACUGAGAUCUACUUGCACCUUAAAGCUCUUGGCAGGAUUUUUCUUCAUUUGUUCUUUCUUGAUUUGGAUAACUACUGGUGCUUACUUGGGGGCUUCUGUGGCUUUAGGAGAUCUAUGUAUGGAUCCAGAUUCCUACUUUAUUAGUCUAGUUAAAAAUGCAAAGGCAAAAGAAACAACAACAGCUUAUAUAAAGUGCAAUGAUACAUCCAAACCAUACCUAGAGCCUAUUCUCAGUGCACAGUCCUCUAUAACCAAAGUUGGCUUGGAGAUGGAUAAACUAGUUUCGACCAUAAAGCCUUACAAUAUACCUAAUCUGAACAAAUAUGUAGCAGAACUGAAAGAUGACUUGGAGUUUGCCUCUGGAAAUUUAUCCACUUUAUUAACUAAUGUCGGCAUAUGCACUAAUUUGCAUCAUAUUUAUAUAAAAGGAAUAAAUUCAGUUUGCAUCGAUGGCAUGACAACUUCUUCCAUUUUUGUCCUGAUUAGCCUGGCUCUUGCUCUCAUUUGUACAUUUGUAAUACUUUCAUUAUCCUGUACUUGGAAAGAAUUACGAAAAAGGAAACGUAGGACAAACUAUGUGCCUGUGGAUGACUCGGAUCCAUUUUUGCCUCGGCCACCAGCUUAUGACAUUGACUAUGGAACUAUGGGACGUUCAACUCCAAGACCGUGGUCAGAAAGGGGUUCACUGCAGCAAGCGUCUUCCAACCAAGAAGAAAAUUUUUUACCGUUGGAUGACUCACCACCCCCUGCAUACCAUCCUGGCAAAUACAUAAGGAGGCCUCAAGACCCCAGCUCUGCAAGCCACUAGUAUCACUUUCUAAUGCCACCAGUCUACACUCAUCCAAAUUAUAGGAUAAGCCGCUGUCUGACACAAACUAUAAAACUUUCCAUUUAGACAUAAUCUGCUGAUAACUUUGUCUUUCAUGUACUUAAAAAAAUUCUUACUUAUUAUAAGUAACUUCAAAUACCAAGGCUUGAGAUUGAAUUUGUAUAUUAUAACAUUAUGGAAAUAAUCACCAAAGAUUGCUUUAAACUAUUGGUAAUAAGUUGAUUUAUAAAACAUCAAAGUACUCAAUUUAAACCGCCGAUUAAAAUGUACAGUAUCUUACCAAGGUAGGUAUCUACCAUGACUUCCACCUUAAAUUGUUGGCUGUGUUUUUUGCAUCUCAGUUGUCAUUAGGGUAACUCCAAUAAGUUUUUUAUUAUGAGUUCUAUUUUAAAGGUAACUCUAGAAUUACAGUUCCUGCCUUAUCACUAGGUUAAAUUUAAUUAGCAACACUUUCCUCUAUGUUACAAUCAUGUUAUAUAAUCCUCUAAUAAGAGAUAAGUACAGGGUAAAUAGUUUUAAUCAUCACUCCGAAAAAUUUUAUUGACAAUAUUUUUAAAGCUUGAAACAAUUUAUUAUAGUAGUGAUAAUAAGAUAACUUGCAGUUUAAAGAGCUUAAAAGAAAUACUUAAUACAAUUUAUUGUAGAUAAAGUCCAAGUAUGAUAAUGUAGACACUCAUGACAUUAGGAUAAAUGUAACUAAAUAUGGUCAGGUAAAUAAGGUUUGAUGACAUUUAGAUGUGAUGUGGGGAAUAAGAUUAGUUCUCUGUUUUGUUUUAACCAUUUAAGCUUUAUGUUUUUGCUUUCUAAAUUUUGUGCCACAACUAGUUCAAUUGCUGUUAUAAGUUUUCUAACAGCUUAUUGAAAAAACAACUGGAUGAUUCAAUAGCUUUUAUUUUGGAAAUCUCCUUAGCAAUAGUGAGAUAAUAACCCUUUCAUUUAACAAACUAAGACUUAACAAUGGUUUAACUAUUACUUUAACCUGUCCAACCCUAACUCCUCAGGACAACUACUCAGCAUGUGGAACUAAUGAUCUUAAUCUUCUAGUUGAAUUAGAGAUGCCUCAUUUCAAAUGGUUUUCUUAAUCAUUUAUCUUUAUUGGAAAUUUGUUUGGAAAAUAAAUCAAUAAAUCUUCCAUCUUAAAUGCUGAAUGUAUUAAUGUAACUUUGUAUUUUAAAACGAGAUGUAAAAAAAUAUUGUUAGAUUUUUACUGUGUUUUGGUGUUUGAAAAAAAAAAUCAUUUAAAAAUAUGUGUAUUCUAAUACAAAAAAAUAAUUAUUUUCUGCAACAUAUCAGAGUUUGUAUGUGUGUAAAAAAUAUUUUUUCAUGCUUUACUGAUGGCUUGUAUAUUAAUGUAGAACGUUUUUGUUACCUACUCAUCUUUUUAAUGAUUUUUAUCAAGUUGUUUUACAUUUUUCUGCUCCCUAAGGGUAAAUAAAAUUCAAUUAGCACUCUGUCCAGUUGUGCCUUAUUAUCUUCUAAUUGAUUUCACAUUGAUU
Physella acuta is the source of this 3068-nucleotide messenger RNA. Its product is annotated as protein tweety homolog 1-B. The record is from RefSeq and is a predicted model, not a curated record. Gene Ontology annotation, cellular component: plasma membrane. Gene Ontology annotation, molecular function: volume-sensitive chloride channel activity; intracellularly calcium-gated chloride channel activity. Lineage: Eukaryota; Metazoa; Mollusca; Gastropoda; Physidae.